Messenger RNA from Protobothrops mucrosquamatus (brown spotted pit viper), 746 nucleotides. Its product is annotated as A-kinase anchor protein 12-like. Gene Ontology annotation, molecular function: protein kinase A binding. The annotation marks the transcript as partial. Lineage: Eukaryota; Metazoa; Chordata; Lepidosauria; Squamata; Viperidae. Gene Ontology annotation, cellular component: cytoplasm. Gene Ontology annotation, biological process: regulation of protein kinase C signaling; signal transduction. The record is from RefSeq and is a predicted model, not a curated record. The transcript has a single exon.
UUGGUGAAACAAAAGCUGCAAAUUUAAUUCUGGAAGAGGAAUCUACUGAAAAUAUAAAAACCAGCCUAGCAGAAUUAAAUGCCAAGUCAAAUGAAGAUGAGGUACAGAAAGACACAGAAGAUGCUAAUAAACAGCUGGCAUCAGAAGAAAAAGAAGAUCAGCCUGGUGUAUCUCCAUCAAAUGAUGUUGGAUUUAAAAAGGUUUUUAAAUUAGUUGGAUUCAAAUUUACAGUUAAAAAAGAUAAAACAGAGAAAGCUGAACCUGUUCAGCUAAUGGCUGUAAAGCCAGAGGUUGCAGAAGGGUCAAGUGACGUAGCUGGAGACUAUAAACAACUCAUGACAGAGACAGUGGGAGAAGCCACACAAAGUGAAAUCACUGCCUCUGUAGACAAGACUGAGGAAGAAGCUGAGGAGAUGAAAGGAGAAACCUCCUCUGAGAAAGUAACAGAAAGCCCUAUGGAAGCAGAAAGCAAAGAGGCAGAAAUCAAAAACAAUGGGAUUAAAUCUCCAGAUUCUCCAGUAAGCUCAUCAACUGCUGAAACUGCAUCACCUCUGAGAAAGUUUUUUACUCAGAGUUGGGCUGGGUUUAGAAAAAGGACAAGCUUCAGAAAACCUAAAGAAGAAGUGCAAUCUGAAAAAGAAAAAAAACAAGAACAAGAAAUGGAGAAAGAAGCGACAAGAGAAGGAAUAAUUGUUAAAGAAGACUUAGAAAAAGAAAAACUGAUACCAGAAAAAGAUGGGACAUAA